Messenger RNA from Tigriopus californicus, 2178 nucleotides. RefSeq lists its product as uncharacterized. The coding region runs from base 102 to 1895 and encodes 597 amino acids. Lineage: Eukaryota; Metazoa; Arthropoda; Copepoda; Harpacticoida; Harpacticidae. The record is from RefSeq and is a predicted model, not a curated record. The transcript has a single exon.
GGAAAGUCUGAAACGAAGAAAAAAACAAAGACGUCACCGCCGAAAAACAAAGGAAGUCUGAUUCUAUACUCUAUUCAUAUGUUUUACGUUGUAUAGCCAAAAUGGUGGCAAAGAAACCAGUCAAGACAUUGAGAGAGCUCUGUCUCAAGGCUAUUCCCACCUUGGUGACAACCCACAUUCGAAAAAUGGCAUCCAAGUCCAGUGCACUUCAAUGGUAUUCCAUUUUAGACGGGGAUAUGGAAGUCAAUCGAGAUCAUUUACUUCAAGCGCAAGUGAAACUGUCCCAGAAAUGCAUCAACGAACAGAUUAUUUGGUACGACUACGAAGAUGUCUUCAAGGCAUUGCUCAAAGGCGUAGAAGAAGCCAUAACGAAAACGCGGAAAUUGUGGAACCCGGCAGGGGAUAUGGCUCAAUAUCGGCAAGAAAUGGAGGCCACCUCGUCCUUCACCGAUCUGGUCUUGCUACCAAUGUUGAGGCGGCUCGAUUUUCGUUACAUUCCCAAGUCGCUUCGAUCACGGGUAGUGGAUCGUUUUGAAACGUAUUCAGAAUUAAGAGAAUUGAUUUUGGGAACUGGCCAAGGAGGACAAUGGCUCUUCAAAGGGAUGAUACCGGGCUUGAUUCGGGGUCUGAAAGUCAUGACCAAAUUGGAACGAUUUACUUGCAAGCAUGACUGUACCGUGGAGUUAGUCGCGAUAUUAUCUGAAACCUGUGCAAAGACGCUUAAAGUACUUGACGUAGAAAACUCCAAGGGUGUGACCAACAAAGCGGCACCCUAUAUCAUGUUGAUGUCCAAUGUCGAAGAGUUGAAUCUGUUCAACACGCCUAUGGACGACGAAUCCAAGGCCAGGAUUUUGAUAAGUCUGCCCAAUUUAACCAAUUUGGUUCGGGGCGAUUUUCUUUGCGAAGCACUCGGAUGGAUCGACUACCUGGAGGAGGUGGAUGCCCCUCAAUUUCUCCUUACGGACUUUUUCCCUUCUCAAAGCUACUACUUCCACGAGGAAUGGCAGAUGGAGAUGGUCGGUCGGAUGUGUCCCUACAUGGCCACCAUGUACUUUAUCUUCCACGAAUCAUGCGUACCCGAUUAUCUCGUCUUGGCUACAUUCGAGUACCUGACCGAAUUGGACCUGUAUGGAGGUUCUUUCUACAAGGACAAAGUCAAAGACUUGCUAUCCCUCCGAGGCUUCCACUUGAAACGCCUCAAUCUGAUCGCCAUGAGCCAAGUAGACUACGGAGCCUUGGCGCAUAUCUCCCAAACUUGUCCCGACCUGAUCAGACUGGGAUUGAACAAUUGUGACCUGGGCCACUACCGUCCCGUGUCCGAUCCCAACUCGGACGAAGAAUACGAGCGGCGGCAACGCUUCGUCAUCAUGGCCAAAGAGGCUCACGAGGCUAUGCGGGAUCUGGUCCACAUCGAAGAAAUCGCCCUCCAGAGUCCAUGUCGGGCUAUCUACUUCACGUUCCUUCUCAGUCGAUGUGCUCACGUGCGACGGGUUCAUUUGGGGCGGAACAGUGACGUGGGCGACGAAGCCAUGCUCAAGGUGUACGUCCAACACGGCUGGACGCAUCUGGAGGAGUUCCAUUGCGAGAAAAGUGACCAUCUGACCGUGAACACGCUUCAAUUGCUGACCCAUCAAUGCGGCCAAAUUCGGGCCAUCAGUGACAUUCAGGCUUGGUCGGCGGUCUUGCCUACACAAGUGGGCCAAUUUCGCGAGUCUAGCUUCCGACAAAACUGGGAUUUGGACACAAGUAGUCACCAAAAAUUGAGGAAAUACUUGGAGAUGCGCGAUUUCGAGCGCAAGGCCUACGUGAAUCGGAUUGCUGGGCCCACCAUGGAACGCAUCCGAAGGGCCCAACAAGACCGAUGGCAACGACAGCACCAGCCUCACGAAAUUUAGGACUCGGAAGCAGUUGGACAAAAUUGGGGAAAUCCCGACCCUCGUGGCAGAAUGGACACACCAUACCGCAGGUACAACUGACCUGGAUGGACCAUCACUCAGUUGUCACUUGUCUGACCGUUGAACAUGAAAAAUGAAGGAUGAACAAAACACUAACAGAAAUUUAAGCCAGAACGUGUUGGCUAAACAUAAGACUGUGACUUUUGAAUUUUUCAAAUGGAUUUUUGGAGUCCAAUUUUGGUACUUUAGUUGCGUGAUUACAAAAAUGUGACAUUGCGUUGGA